UUGGUCCAGUUCCCGGCGCUGAAAGUUCACUUCUACCACAAGGAAAUUCUGAAAACUCUGGGCAACCUCAUCGGACGAACUAUCCGAUUGGAUUUCCAUACCCUAACGGUCCAGCGCGCGAAAUUUGCCAGAAUAGCUGUGGAAGUGGAUUUGUCGAAGCCCCUGGUGCCCCGUAUAUGGCUUGCUGAUGCGUGGCAAAAGGUCGAGUAUGAAAAUCUGCCGGAGGUUUGCUUUGAGUGCGAUAGAAUCGGACAUUCCUCUACGCUCUGUCCCAAACUUCAGACUACAAAGUCUCCAGCGAUUUUGGCGAUCACCAGCGGAGAGACUCAGGCGACCGAGGCUGCACAAGCGACGGAGGAAUCGAACCCAGGAUUCGAGCCAUGGAUGCUAGUCUCCCUCAAAAGCAGGCGGAACUCACGGGAUCUCCCCAAAAAAGGGAAACUCAAGACCAAUUCUAGGAGCUCCAGCGGUGGGAUAGUGUCAAAACAGGGUAAGCAGGAUGACUUGGUUAAAGAGAAUAGGCAGGCAUCCCCAAUAUCUUCGACUCCUACCUCUUUUGCGUCACAAUGGCCACCAUCUCUAGAAAGGAAAGGCGGAGCGGGUAAGAAGGCUGGGGACGGGAUAAAGAAAGGGAAAGAGAUCGUCUCUUAUGAAACCCAUGACCGGGAACGAGGUCUGCUGGGCUCGAAACUGGAUAGCAAGGCUAGUGGUAGUGGGUCUAAGCCCACAACUGACCAGGCCCAAGACUCAACCUCGGCCCAUAUUCUUUCUAAAGCUUCUGCUACCCCAAAAUCGAAGACCCAACCCCCGUCGCCACCACCGAUCUCCAACCACGCGUCUGUUAAGGAAACUGGAAGUUCGACGACCCUUGCCUCUCCCCCGCCGGUCAGUACUAUUACCGGCGUCAACGGCACGUCGAUGCAGAUUGUCAAUCUCCAACCCAAGCUGAUAGAAGAGAAGAAAGGAAACGCCUCCCAAUCACCCUCAGUUAAGACGAGGACGAAAAAGAGCAAAGCUCGGCAAUCUGGCAACCGAAGGACUCCCAUGAAGCUCAGCCCAAUGAAAGGACUUCAAGUCUGGACUCCAAAGAAAGACCGAAAAACUAAAGCUAGAUCGAGAAUUGCUACGCUAACUCUCCAAGAAAUUAACGCCUGGACAGGUGCUGCUAGGGAGAAAGCGGGCGGCAACAACACAAUGUCUCGCUCGGAGGAGCAACCAGGGGCUGCUAAAGCCAUCGAUCAGACCGAUCUCACCUCCUGA
Molecule: messenger RNA, 1260 nt
Organism: Linum tenue
Lineage: Eukaryota; Viridiplantae; Streptophyta; Magnoliopsida; Malpighiales; Linaceae
Source: the annotation of a GenBank genome assembly